AUGGCCGCCUGGUUGCCCACCCUCCUGGCCCUGCUGGGCUUCGCCAUCGCCCGCGCUGAAGCCCAACACGUCUUUGCGCAUGUCCUUGUCGGAACCACGGUCGGCUACACCGUCGCCAACUGGCAGAAUGACAUCCAGCUCGCCGCCAGCUUCGGCAUCGAAGCGUUUGCGCUGAACAUCGGCACGCCCUUGCAGGGUAUCACGGCGACGCAGGUCGCAAAUGCCUUUCAGGCUGCUGCGGCGCUCAAUACUUCGUUUCAGCUCUUCUUCUCGUUCGACUACCUUGGCGGAACGGCUGGCGCAUGGCAGACUAGCGAUAUUGUCAAUCUGCUGCAGAACUAUACCACAUCGCCUUCGUAUUUCCAGUACCAAGGCCGACCCUUCGUAUCCACGUUCGAAGGGCCAACAGUCUCCAAUGUGAAUCAAUGGUCGACCAUUCGGAGUUCCAUCAGCGGAGGCAUCUACUUUGUGCCGGAUUGGAGCUCCCAGGGGCCGGGGUACAACAUGAACCUCUACGAUGGCGCGUUCAGCUGGACCAUGUGGCCCGAUGGCCCGAAUCAGAUGACCACCGCGCCUGAUCAGCAGUGGACGUCGUCUUUGACCCCCGCGAAUAAGACGUACAUGAUGGGUGUCUCCCCCUGGUUCUACACCGACUUGCCAGCCUACAACAAAGCCUGGGUGUGGAGGGGCGAUCGCCUGUGGUUCGACCGAUGGCAAGAAACGCAGCAAGUUCUGCCCCAAUUCGUCGAAAUCGUAAGCUGGAACGACUGGGGCGAAUGCCACUACGUCUCCCCAAUCUACCAACCCGGCAUCCCGAACGCGCCCAACGCUGACGCCACCGUGUACGUCGACGGCUACCCGCAUUCCGCCUGGCUGCAAACACUCCCGUACCAAAUCGCCGCGUACAAGCACGCCUACAACAGCGCCAACCCGGCCCCCAGCGUGCCCGUCGGACAGGACAAGAUUGUCUUCUGGUACCGCACUUCGCCCGCCGCGAGCGGCUCGACAGACUGCACCGGCAAUUGCGCGCAGUCCUCCAUCAACACCGGCGGCUAUCAAACCGGGUACCCGCCCUCGCAGAUUCUCGAGGACAACAUCUUCGCCAUCGCCCUGCUGUCGUACCCCGCCAGCGUGUCCAUCGCCAUCGGAAACAACGUCAUCACCUUCCCCAACGUGCCCGCGGGCAUCAAUCUCGUUAAUCGCACUUUUGGCGGAUUCACGGGGCCUGUGACCGUCAAGUCUUCUUCCGGGGCGAUUGGCACGGGCGUGAAUAUCACGAGCGCGCCGGCUAGUGGAGUCGCGAAUUUCAAUGCUUUUGUGGGGCUUGCUAGUCACUACUACUGGCACUGCGAGUGCUACUACGAACAGUACUGGGAACAAUGCCGCGAGCACUACGACCGGCUCCAGCACCACCGGCUCGAGCACAACUGGUUCCACUACAACGAGCGCUACGAGCGGAACUACAAGCGGAACUACGAGCGGAGCUACGAGCGGAACUACAGGCAGCAGCACUACAAGCAGCACCACGAGCAGCAGCGGAAGCAGCUCUACCACCACCAGCGGAGCCAGCACGCCAGCCAGUACCACAACCGUCUAUGUGACAAAUACAGUCUCCGUUCCGACAACAGUCACAACCACGGCCACAGCGACUUCGACUUAUACGCAAGCGGCCAGCACGACGGCGACUUCGACUGUGACUCAAGCUCCGGUUACGAAUACUGUUACGAGCACGAGUACGGUGACCCCGGCCGCGGUAACGAGUACUGCCACGAGCACUGUGACCCAGAGCCCGGUUACAACCACUGCCACGAGUACUGUGACCCAGACGCCGGUCACAAAUACUGUCACGAGCACGAGUACUUUGACGCAAACUCCGGUCACGACCACCGUUACGAGCACGUACACGCCUCCCGCCAACACCGUAACGAGUACGAGUACUUUCACUCAACCGCCAAAUACCGUGACGAGCAUGAGUACUUUCACGCAACCUCCAAACACCGUUACAAGUACGAGUACCUUGACUCAGCCGCCGAACACCGUUACAAGCACCAGCACUUUGACCCAGCCGCCGAACACCGUUACGAGUACAAGUACUUUCACUCAACCGCCAAAUACCGUCACGAGCACGAGUACUUUCACGCAACCUCCAAACACCGUGACGAGUACGAGUACUUUGACUCAACCGCCGAACACCGUCACGAGUACAAGUACAUUGACCCAGCCACCGAAAACAGUGACAAGCACCAGUACUCUGACCCAGUCCGCAAUCACGAGCACAGUAACCAGCACGCAAUCAGCAAGUACCGUCACGACCACAUUGACGCAGCCUGCGAUUACCAAGACUGUGACCCAACCGCCAAAUACAACUACGGUGACCAAUACUGUAACCCAGCCGGCAAAGACGAGUACAGUGACGCAGCCGGCGAAGACCGUCACGACGACAGUGACAAAGACGACGACCAAAAAGAACUGGCGCCGGAAAAGAUGGUCCUUGUUCAAUACAGUUCCCAGCGAGCGCGACAGAGCGAGCAUCUCAGCGGCGUCCUUGUAUCUCCUGCUCUUUACCCCCGGGAAUGA
Molecule: messenger RNA, 2577 nt
Organism: Neohortaea acidophila
Lineage: Eukaryota; Fungi; Ascomycota; Dothideomycetes; Mycosphaerellales; Teratosphaeriaceae
Product: glycosyl hydrolase family 71-domain-containing protein
Exons: 6
Coding region: 1-2577 (858 amino acids)
Molecular function (GO): glucan endo-1,3-alpha-glucosidase activity
Source: RefSeq, a predicted model, not a curated record